Xyrauchen texanus (razorback sucker) is the source of this 5397-nucleotide messenger RNA. Its product is annotated as SEC14-like protein 1. The record is from RefSeq and is a predicted model, not a curated record. Gene Ontology annotation, molecular function: RIG-I binding. The transcript is spliced from 17 exons. Gene Ontology annotation, biological process: negative regulation of RIG-I signaling pathway. Gene Ontology annotation, cellular component: cytoplasm; cytosol. Lineage: Eukaryota; Metazoa; Chordata; Actinopteri; Cypriniformes; Catostomidae. The coding region runs from base 235 to 2421 and encodes 728 amino acids.
CAGCAGCAGUGGAGCUGUGAGUCUCGAAAGGGCCUGGUCGGAAUCACCGCUCGGCUUUAACUCGUAUUCAGAUUAGUCAUGGAGAUACAGAACCCAGCUUCAUCAUCCAGAUUUUGAAGAACAACAUUCACAUUUAUAAGGACGACUGCUUUAUCUCUUAAUAAUUUACGAGAAAUAAUUUUUUUUUGUUCCGAUCAGUUUGAUUUGGUUGUUGGCACCGUUGUAGGCCUUAUCAUGGUGCAGAAGUAUCAGUCCCCUGUGAGGGUGUACAAACAUCCUUUUGAGCUGGUCAUGGCGGCAUAUGAGAGGAGAUUUCCCACCUGUCAUCUGAUCCCCAUGUUUGUGGACAGUGAUGUGAUUAGUGAGGAGAACAGUGAGGAUGGAUCCACUCAUAAGAUUGAGAGGAGAUGUAAACUCGAUGUUGAUGCACCACGGCUCCUCAAAAGGAUUGCUGGUGUGGACUACAUCUACUUCAUUCAGAAGAACUCUCUGAACCGCAAAGAAAGAACUCUUCACAUUGAGUCCCACAAUGAAACCUUCUCCAACAGAGUCAUCAUCCAUGAACUAUGUUGUUACUCGGUUCACCCAGAAAAUGAGGAAUGGACAUGUUUUGAACAAUCUGCCAGUCUGGACAUCAAAUCUUUCUUUGGUUUUGAGAGCACAGUGGAGAAGAUCGCCAUGAAACAAUAUGCCAGCAGCAUCAAAAAGGGUAAGGAGAUUAUUGAAUACUACCUGAGGGAGCUGGAGGAGGAGGGUAUUACCCAUGUACCCCAUUGGAGCCCCUGCCCAGCAUCACCCACAAAGCCCAUGGUGCCAGUUGUUCGCCCCACGCUGCCCAUCACUCCCCUAAUCACAAUUGAAGCCCCUGCUGAGAGUGUGAAUGAGAACCAGGUGUGUAAAGAGGGCAGCAGUCCUCCAGGCAGCCUGAAUGAUGCCCUUGCAGCCACUACGGAUGAUAAACUGGAUGCAGACUACAUCAAACGUUACCUGGGUGACCUCACACCCCUACAGGAGAGCUGUCUCAUUCGCCUGCGUCUCUGGCUACAGGAGACACACAAGGGCAAGAUCCCAAAAGAUGAGCAUAUCCUGCGGUUUCUGCGUGCACGGGACUUCAACAUAGAUAAGGCACGGGAAAUCAUGUGUCAGAGUCUGACAUGGAGGAAGCAGCAUCAAGUGGACUACCUGCUGGACACCUGGAGCUCUCCACAAGUGUUGCACGAUUACUACACUGGUGGCUGGCACCACCAUGACAAGGAUGGACGUCCUCUGUAUAUCCUACGUCUUGGACAUAUGGACACUAAAGGACUGGUUCGGGCACUGGGAGAAGAAUCUCUGCUCAGACAUGUGCUGUCCAUCAAUGAGGAGGGUCUGAGACGCUGUGAGGAGAACACCAAAGUUUUUGGUCGGCCAAUUAGUUGCUGGACGUGUCUGGUGGAUCUUGAGGGGCUCAAUAUGAGACAUUUAUGGCGUCCUGGAGUCAAAGCUCUGCUGAGAAUUAUUGAGGUGGUGGAGGCCAAUUACCCAGAGACUCUGGGCCGUCUGCUCAUCCUCAGAGCUCCCAGGGUUUUUCCUGUUCUAUGGACUCUGGUGAGCCCUUUCAUUGAUGAGAAUACACGAAAGAAGUUUCUCAUCUAUGCAGGAAAUGACUACCAGGGUCCUGGAGGUCUUGUGGACUACAUUGAUAAAGAGAUCAUUCCUGACUUCCUUGGAGGAGAAUGUAUGUGUGAAGUGCCAGAGGGCGGCCUGGUGCCUAAGUCUCUAUACAGAACCGCAGAGGAACUAGAGAAUGAUGAGAUUAGACUGUGGACUGAGACGAUUUAUCAGAGCGCAAGCAUCUUCAAAGGAGCACCACAUGAGCUACUGAUUGAGAUAAUUGAUGCAUCCUCAGUCAUCACUUGGGACUUUGAUGUAUGUAAGGGUGAUGUGGUGUUCAAUAUCUACCACUCUAAACGAGCUCCACAGCCACCAAAGAAAGAUCCCCUGGUUGCCCAUGGCAUCACAUCACCUGCAGGCAACAAUGUGCAACUAAUAGAUAAAUCCUGGCUUCUGGGACAGGACUACAGCAUGGUGGAGUCACCCCUCACUUGCAAAGAGGGAGAAAGUGUGCAGGGUUCCCAUGUGACACGAUGGCCAGGUUUCUAUAUUCUGCAGUGGAAGUUCCAUUCUAUGCCAGCGUGUGCCACCACCAACCUGCCCCGUGUGGAUGAUGUUCUGGCUACUCUGCAGGUGUCCUCUCACAAGUGUAAAGUCAUGUACUACACUGAAGUGCUGGGCUCAGAGGACUUUAGAACGGCUUGCUGCGAUGUGCAGAGUUUGGGCUCGAUGACCAGUCUGGAGUCCAGCCACAGUGGUUUCUCCCAGCUUAGUGCUGCCACCACAUCCUCCAGCCAAUCACAGUCCAGCUCCAUGAUCUCCAGGUAGAUCAGCAGGAGAUUCAGCAUCUGCAAUGUUCUUCAACCCUCUUGUAUCGCAGGACUCAAUUCUUAAUCAACCCAAUGACUUUCCAACCUCUCUCAUCUACCCCAAACACUGUAUCACUCCAUUUCAUGGACCUAAAACAUGCUUGCACAACUAAAGGGAGUGUAAGCAAACAUCCUUAUUUCUAAGGAUUUUGGUGGUGGUAGUUGUUUUUCAAAGGGCUUGGAUUUUCUUUGCCAUAGCGCUCAGCUGGGAUGCAAGUCAGUUCACAGGCAGAUUGUUAUUUUUAAUGUGUGAGUUUCCAAAUAUCCUUGCACUUCACAAUGCAUUUGUAUGUUUCCCAUGGACUGCAGGCUGAACUAAGCAAUACAUGUUCUUCAGAUUGGGGAUUAGCCUAAAAUGAAGAAACUGAAUGCGCACACACAUGCCCCAAUACACACAUACACAUCUCAAAAAUUGCACAUACAUUCAUGGAUACAUAUAUGCACUUAGUUCUGCCAUAUCACCUGGAGUUUGUCCUCUUGGUGAAUUGUUUUUUAGGUCAGUGGGUGGGCUUCUGCAAUAACUUAGGAGAAUUUGUAGUAUUUGAAUUCGUAUUUAUCAUGAAAAACGUUUAAAGAGACUUGGUAAGUCUUCUUGGGUGCUACAUACUAGUUUCCUCAUUGUUAGUAAGUGGCUAGACUUGCAGUUUGAACACUUGAGUUCAAGUGUAUAUUGAUAUAUAGUGAUUACUACUUGUGUUAGCUUAAAUUUAGAUUUUACUUUAUGGAAACAAACGCCUUGAUAUCGAACCUCAGACUUGCUGCUGAUCAGUUCCUAUGCAGUCAGCCAAUCAGUGGUCUUGGAGUUGUCAAUUAUAUUAAUAGGUCAAACAUUUUUGAAUGAUGCGUACUGUAGGAGAGGCAGUGUGAAUUUGGUAGUGAAUCUUAUCAUUGAUCCUAUUGUCCCACAGAAUAGGGCUUUUUUUUAUUAUUAUUCUAUUCAAUUUUCAUGGUUCUGUAUUUCAAAAGAGAUAUAUAUAUAUAUAUAUUUUUUUUUUAUUAUUAUUAUUGUUUUUGUUUUUAUCUUGUCUCUUUUGCCUUGGUGGUUUCUAUAAGCAAAGACUUGAAAUGGAGUAAAGUUAUACAAUGCUUUGAAGCUUGCUCUCAGAACUCUGUCAAUGCAUAAAUAAUCUGUGUUAAUUUGAGAAUAGUAAACAAAAUAAUUGUCUCAAUAAUUUGAACAUGGUUAUUAACAUCCACAAUGCUGUCUCAUGCUUACAGUCCUUAGAUAAUGCAUGUGUGCAUCCAUGUAAAAUUGACUUGAGGGUGGUGGAUGCACUCAUAAACACCAUUCAUUCACACCAUUUAUUCACACCAGCUGUUUGGAAGCAGAAUAAUGCAUUACCCCAUUAGUCUAAAGAUGCUUCCCCUAAUACAAAUCUCAUACAGCACACUUUAGGGAAAAGGAGUGCAGGGAGUACUGGUUUGUCUUGGAUGCCCUUAUUAAACUGCAAAUUUACACUACCAAGAAAAGCAAAAAGCAAACUUGGAGAAGCGUGUUAAACCCCACCCUAUUGCUAUUGUAAUAACCAGAUUGUUACAUUGAACAACAAUUUGUUUUUAUAUUCUGUUUUUGUAAUGUUAAACUUACUAUUAUAUAGUGAUAAAAUACUAGUGUCCUGAAAGUCUAGGUACUCCAAAAACAAAAUAAGGGCAUCCAAAAAUCUAAAUAGACAGGUGGUAUGCAGUUUUUUUCCCCUGCAUCCAUGCCUGAUGUAAAGAAAAAAGAGGAGGAACAAGUUAUCCUGAAACUUUGUUUGGGGUUGAAAAAUAAAUAUCUUGUCAUUAAAACAUUAUAGGAUUAUUGUUCAUUAAAUGUUUUCAUUGUGGUGUAUCUAUAACUUUAAAUGCUAUUUGAAUGACAAGGUUAGCCCAAUGUCAUGGUAUCAAAUCACAACAAGAAUGUGAACUGCUUAACAUUCGUAAAGCACAUAUUCUGAACCAUGUAUCUUUUGAUAUAAAGCCAUCUUAAUUUUUUCUAAAGCUGCAGUCAGGUAGGAUUUUCAGGGUUUACGGAAUUUCAAAUUUAAGGGUGUUUAACCAUGCACGGGUUAGUACGCUGUUUUUAAGUUUAGUUAUUAGAACAAAGUGAGAAUUCUAUUUACAGUACUUUUUAAAAUCUUUAACAAAUGUUAUGUUUUAAUAUUGCAAAAAGAAAGGGUGUGUCAAAUGUAAUCAUGUGAUGCUAUAACGAGAUGAGAGUGGAGUGAUUUUGUAUGUCUGAAUGUGUGGCAAUUGUACUGAACCUUGUUUUACAUGUUUAUUUUAUUUAUUUUUAUUCACUUAUCUGUUUCAGCCAUCUAAUGCAGCAUCACUGCUAACAUUAUUAUUUGUGUUUGUGACUUGUGGGCUAAAUGAGACCCCUGAUAUUGCGAUAUACAAGCAUUUCUGCAGUUAAUAUAUCAUAGGCCCCAAGCAAGGCCCACUGAUGUGUCCAAAAGCUCUUUCAUAUACACAAACUUUAGUCUUACUUACACACCCGCAACCCUCAAUUGAAUAGACCAGUGUGUUUGUAAAGUAAAUGUAGGGGCUUUUACACCCACCCAGCAUCCCGGGAACUAAUGCCAGCAUUCCCAUUUUUUCAUUUAAAUUUAGAAAAAGAAUAAACUGGCCAAACAAACUGUACUAAAAUGCAGAAUUUUGUGUUUGGUUCUUUUUAAAUUGACGAUCUUCACAGAAUCUCAGCUUUCUAUGUAAUGAUGUUGCUUUGCAUAAAAACCAACCAAUGUUUGAAUAUCUCCAACUGUUUGUGUGGGUUCAUCUGUGUAUGAGGGCUAAUAACUAUUUGUCUGUUGUUUUUUUUCCCUCUGCUUGUAUUCUCUUUUCUGAGAUGUUACAUAUCUGUUUUUCCUCUUGACAAAUUAUGCAUGUGAAAAGAAAAUGUUGAAAAAAAAGCUACAACCUUAAUUCAAGUUUAAUAAAUUCAAAUAAAUGUGAA